CUCGGCGCUGUGCUGUGCAGAACGUGUCGCUCGGCCGGCGGACCCGCACCGACUCCAACCCUGCGCUUUCGGCACCUGCUCAGGUUCAGGAGGAUGCCGGCGCCGCGUCAGUAGCGCGCCGCACUCGCCCCGACAUGGACGCCGCUCACCAGGACAACAACAACACGUGCAAGUCGCAGGUGCCCAGGCACACGAUCGACGCCAUUCUGGGCCUCACCCACGGACACCACGGCCCUGGCAGCCCGGCGCACAGGGCCCAAAUGGCCCCGGUCAGCUUCACCCUGCACCAACUGGUCGCCACCUCGACUGCAAACGCCCUGCUCGCCCCCUACACCGGGGGAGUCAUGGUCAGGAGGGACCUCGGCCACGAGUCCAGUGGCGAAACGAGCAACUCUGAGGAUGGCGGAGGACGUCUGCACGGCGACCAAAACAUGCGCAGCAGCGACGAAGAGGACGACGAGAGCAGAGCGACGAGUCCCGCCUCGGGCAGAGCGGGCACACCGGGGGCCGGGGGCUCGCUGCCUGGGGGACCGGCGUCGCCGGAAAACGGCGAGCCGAAGAAGAAACACCGCCGCAACCGCACCACCUUCACCACCUACCAGCUGCACGAGUUGGAAAGGGCGUUCGAGAAGUCGCACUACCCGGACGUCUACAGCAGAGAGGAGCUAGCCAUGAAGGUCAACCUGCCCGAAGUUAGAGUUCAGGUGUGGUUUCAAAACAGACGGGCAAAGUGGAGGCGGCAGGAGAAGAUGGAGGCGGCGCGUCUGGGGCUGAGCGAGUACCCGAUCGGCACGAUCGGCCGUCCCGGCUCGACGUCGAGCGGGCACAUGUCGGCCGCGCACCUCGGCGGGGCGUCCGGGCUGGCGCUGCCGCUGGACCCGUGGCUGUCGCCGCCGCUGCUCAACUCGCCGCUGUCGCACCUGCCCGGCUUCCUGUCGCACCCGCAGACUGGCUACACCUCGUACCUGACGCCGCCCGCCUCGGCGCCGCACAACAUCUCGUCACUGGUGGCGGCCGCCACCAUCGCGGCGGCCGCGGCCGCCUCGGCCGAGAGCAAGGAAGCGGCGGCCGCCGCGGCCCGCGAGGAGGAGCUCUCCUCCUCGGACCCCAGGUCCUCGAGCAUCGCGGCCCUCAGGCUCAAGGCCAAGGAGCACGUCGAGUCGCUCACCAAAGGACUCCAGAUGGUCUAGUGCGUGCGUGUGGCAAGGACUCGCGGAAAACGGACGCUUCAGUGUGCAGAUCUCAAUAUUUAUUGAAUAUAGUGUAAAAAUGAUGAUGUGUAAUUUGAAUGUUUACUUAAAAAGCUUGACCCGUCUUGAAAGGACAAUCUCCGUGUGCCGCGUUUUUCGGAACACCCUGUCAAAUAUUCAUUCAAUCUUGUCGUAUUUUUAUUAUUUGUUCUAAAACAAGUCUGGAAGAGUGGAACUGCAGGGAUGUGCAAUCAACUGAGUCUGUAUCGAUUAUUUUUCUUUAUGCCUAAGGAUCGUGACUUUCAAAGAAAAAUCAUUUAAUUUUUUUUGCAUAUACAUGUUAUCAGUUUUCAAUUAGUCCCGCAAGAAUGGCAACUUGCUGCGCCUCUUUUUAAAAUUGGUGCGAGUGAUACUCUUGAUUUAAAUGGAUGUAAUUUUUGGUCAAGGCAAUUUUAAAAAAUAAAUUUAAUGCUGACUUUGUCAAAAUUCUAGAUGACUACAAAAAUUCCCAAGAUGUUGUAGAGUCAAAAUGGUUUUCUAGUAGACCUUGCAUUUCUUGUGUACAUGUUUUUUUCGUAAAGGAACAUGAGUAUAAAGAAAACGUUUAAAAUUUGAUCAAGAGUAAGGAAUUGUUUUUUUUUCUAAAAAAAAAUAUGCACAUCCCUUUAAAUUUUUGUAUUUUCCAAGAAUUUUCAUCCCUCAAAAAACUUACAAUUUGAGACUAGAAAAAAUCAUUCGAAUUUAAAUCCAGAAAUUUCCAAUCAUUGGCUUUUGUGUUUUGUAAAAUGUAUCAAAUUUACGGAAAACUCCAUGUCAUUAGGUGUAUAAUUGUAGGAAAGUCGAAGGCAAAAGUUAUCUGAUUGUGGAUGAAUUUUUCUCUCAGUUGCGUGAUUCAUGUCCACAUAGUCUACCUUAUGUAACAUAUAUCUUGAAAGGAAAAAAAAUUCAUGUGUAUAAAUUCACUAAUAUGGAUAUUAAAUAAAGUCUACCACAUACAUAUAUUGA
Messenger RNA from Cloeon dipterum, 2195 nucleotides. Its product is annotated as retinal homeobox protein Rx1-like. The transcript has 3 exons. Gene Ontology annotation, molecular function: RNA polymerase II cis-regulatory region sequence-specific DNA binding; DNA-binding transcription factor activity, RNA polymerase II-specific. Gene Ontology annotation, biological process: positive regulation of transcription by RNA polymerase II. NCBI's taxonomy places the organism in Eukaryota, Metazoa, Arthropoda, Insecta, Ephemeroptera, Baetidae. The record is from RefSeq and is a predicted model, not a curated record. The coding region runs from base 135 to 1190 and encodes 351 amino acids.